Protopolystoma xenopodis is the source of this 426-nucleotide messenger RNA. The record is from the annotation of a GenBank genome assembly. Lineage: Eukaryota; Metazoa; Platyhelminthes; Monogenea; Polystomatidea; Polystomatidae.
AUGCAGGAGGUUCUGUGUACGAAGAUACCGGGGUCUCCUCUCUCAGUUGUCGGGUUUGAUCAACAACUUUGCCGACUGGUCGACGAGAUGCGCUCGGCCGACCAACUGGAUGCGACAGGUCAGUUGGUGACUCGAUUGGCAGAAUGGCAGAGACAAUUGACCAGGCUACAGGCUUGUGCUGUCUCCGCGACUGGCCUUCGCGGAAAAAAAGGCGAUGCAGUAACCGCGAUUACAAAUCGUCUUUUUCAACGCCUCGACACAAUUAAUCCGUCUGCAGAUGAUAAGUGUGGUCCAUCGAGUCUAUUCCAACCUGAGCUAGCCAAGGUAAAACGAGUGAGUCUAUUGUAUUUAACUUCAUUUGGCUUUGUUAAAUUGUUAGAAAAUUUUCGGGUUUGGCAAUUUCACAUUAUAUCGUCCUUUGUGUAA